This is a messenger RNA of Saccostrea echinata, 2897 nucleotides long. RefSeq lists its product as uncharacterized. The record is from RefSeq and is a predicted model, not a curated record. NCBI's taxonomy places the organism in Eukaryota, Metazoa, Mollusca, Bivalvia, Ostreida, Ostreidae. The coding region runs from base 386 to 2809 and encodes 807 amino acids. The transcript has 5 exons.
AACACAUGCAGUUAAAGUCACAUUGUCUAUAAAGUCUCUGCUGUGGAUUCUGCACAGGAUAGGAAUUAUCCCAGGACAAAGAAUGGAAAGCUGAAUUUGUAGACAUCUUAUCACUAACAACUGAUGUUCCAAACUGGCAGAAUGAGGUGCCCUAAAGUUUUGCACAUGUUUCAACUGCCAAGGAGCUUGGAUUUCACGGUAUUCCUUUUACAAGCACAGUGAGAAGUUAACAGACAAUAUUUCCUCCUUGCCUAGACCAAAAUUUCAGCAUGCAGAAAAUGAGUAUCACCGUGAAAAGUACAGACAACCUCUGUUUGACGGAUCAUCCACAACAAUCCUUGAGGCAGUUACCAAACAUCUCUACAUAUUUUCAGUGAACAAUGGAAUGUCAAAAACUGCUGUAUCAGAUAGCCUUCAGUGCGAAAAGUCAUCUCUACCCCAACCAAAUUGUUUGCCUGCAUCUUUUAAGGAGGCCAGAGCUUUCGUUGCACCAUUUCUGAUGCCAUUGGAGAAGCAUGAUGUAUGUAUCAAUGACUGUGUAAUUUUUCGAGAUAGUGGUGAUUUGAAGUUGGCAAGAGACAAUGUGUGCCCAAAGUGUUCCGAACCUAGAAUGGAGAACGGAAAAUCAAGGAAAAGUUUUUGCUAUAUGCCUAUUGGACCACGGUUGGCUCGGUGGUUUGGGACAUCAAACCUGUGUAAAUUGAUUUAUGAAAAAACAAUAACUUUUUCUGGAAGUAAUCGUGAUGUAGUGUUAAGGGACUUUACUGACAGUUCACAGUUUCAUUCUUGGUUUAUGCAAGGUCAAGUGUUCGAAGAAAUGGACAAGCAACUGUGCGUACCAUUGUCACUUUUUACCGAUGGAGUGAACCCAAACAGAAACUCAGCCUGCCAAAAGUCUAUGUGGCCUAUCAUUUUGACAUGGAUCACUCUUCCCACAUCCAUUAGACAGCUGCUUGGUCCUAUGAUGUUAAUGGGGAUUAUACCAAGUGGAAAGAAUGGAGCUGAGCCCAAGUCCUUGGAGCCAUAUCUGUCUGUUGUUGUUGAUGAACUUUUGUCUCUUACAGAAUUUACAGUUCAGAAUUCAUACAUGUCUGCCCCUGUGUCAAUUAAAGUAGCACUGCUGCAGUAUCUAUGUGAUAUCCCUGGAUAUUCCAAGUUGCUGCAUUUGUCUGGACAUGGUGGCCUCAGAUCAUGUCCUUACUGUACGGAAUCAGGCCAUUACUGCAAGCAUCUUAAGAAAACUAUACACAUUUCUAACAGGAGGUUUCUCUCUGCUGAUCAUCCCUUACGUGAUUCUGAGGGAUUUGCCAUCCAAGGGCAGGACAUGAACAGUAAACCAGAGCCCUUCUCACGUGAAGAGGAAAUCCACCUAAGAAAUCAGUACGAACAAAAGCCAAAUAAAUCUCAGAAAACAAACCACCAAAAACAGACAGGAUUGAAAGGUCAAUACAUCCUUCAGAAUUUGCCAUACCACAACAGGAUGGAGCAAAUGUCACCUGACGGCAUGCACACACUGGCAGAUUUUAUCAGCCAUCUUAUGGAGAUGCUUUCUGGCAAGUUUAACAACAUGAAGGUAAAAUCGUGUGAAAAAGAAUUCAACAGAUUUCCUGAAGUUUGGUCAGAGCAUGGAGGAAAGGAUGUUGUUCAACCAAAGAAGAGAAGAAAAGUUCAGAAGACAAAGACUGUUGAAUGUAAUUCAGAGUUGGACACUCCUUGGUCCUUAACCAAAGAACAGAUGAAGUUAGCAGAUGAAAGAGCCAUGAACAUUGUUUAUACCCAUGCACAAGAGAUUUCACCGGGGCCCCACUUCACCAAACUUUGGACUCUGAGGACCAUGAAUUCAAAAUUACAAUUUGUGACAUCAGGGGCAUUUGAGUGGUGUAUUCAGGGAUUCCUCCCUCCAGCCCAAGAGAAGACUCUACAGGCUAUCUGUGAUGUUAUUAAACGAAUGAUUGCACCUGAACUCACCAUAUCUGAACUACCUCAACUCCAAGCUGAUACACAUGAAGCCCUUGCUAUGCUGGAAAGAGACUUUCCACUUACAAUGCAGAAUCUCACAACCCAUUUAAUUCAUCAUAUUGUGGAUGACUUGGCCAAACUUGGCCCCAUGUAUGGGAGAUGGCUGUUCCCGUAUGAAAGGGCAAAUGGCUGGAUCACAAGGCAAUGUUUAAAGAAAGGGAUGGAGGAAUCUACUGUUAUGGAAACAUACGUAAUAUAUGACUGGUGUAUUUACAUGAUUUUGAGUCAGAAGUUCAAUCCCAGUGAUGUGUUUGGUGGUGAGAAGUCCUUGGUGAAGAUAAGCCAACAGGUAAUGGAGGAGAUGAGCAACGAGUCAGGUUCUGCACCAAACAACCAACAACCAACGAAGAAUGCUAGAAGUCUGCUGACGAAGGAAAUGAGACACCACAUGCAGAACUUCUAUCUAAUGGACUUGAAGAUUAGUGCUAUAAUGUUUACAGACACUGUGACUGAACACCAUGGAAUGCUCGAUAUUACAGAUGACAGUGGUAGGAGCGUCCGAUAUGUCGGUGACAAAUACAGAGGGAGUAAGCCACGGUCUAUCGUAAAGCUGCAUAGUGUAAAUGGCGAUCUGUUUGGGCGCAUUUGCUUUUUCUUAGAGCAUGUAGUUGAUGGAACUAUUCAUCAUUGGACAAUUGUUGAUGUGUUCCCUCUGGCUGAGAAAUGCGGUUCGUUAUAUCUUUUGGAAGACAAUCCAGUUAGACGGCAGCUUUUUCAUGUAAGCAGACUUAGCAAGCCACUCGUUCAUAGUAAAAAACAGAAUACGAUUUGGAUUCUCCGUCUUCGGUGAUCUGGAUGGUGACAGUGAUGAUUCAAAUGGAUCUGAUUUGCUGUAACAAUUGAUGUAAUAGUGUAACAGGAAUACUUUGUUGUGACUU